AUGGAGGGGAAUGCUCAGGCUCGGUACGAUCCUACAAAAGGAGGGGAGCAGGUCGUCCCAGUCCUCGCGACAAAGAAGGCUGUCAGUUCUUGGGUGCACCUUCUUGCGGGCGCGAGCGGCGGAAUGGCCACUGCGAUAGUAACUUCGCCUCUUGAUGUCUUACGAACACGUCUUCAGUCCGAUUUCUACCAACCACAAAUUAGGGGCUCCGAUUCCUCUCACCAAUCAAACCAAUCAUCACGACCUCUUCAACGAUCAAAUCAUAAAACACUCCGGAUUAUCAGCUCCAUCUAUCGUGCUGAAGGGUGGCGAGCUUUCUUUCGAGGUCUCGGUCCUAGCAUGGCAGGUGUAGUCCCGGCGACCGCGAUCAAGUUUUACGUAUACGGGAAUUGCAAACGUGUCGGAGCGCAACUCAUGGGACAUACGGAAGACUCGGCUCUCAUCCAUGCUCAAGCUGCAAUCUGCGCAGGUCUCGCAACUUCUACAGCAACAAAUCCAAUAUGGCUUGUCAAAACACGACUGCAACUUGACAAAACACAAACCCACGCUGGUGGUCCUUCAACACGUCGAUAUCGCAAUAGCAUUGAUUGUGUCCGGCAGGUCAUGCGAAAUGAGGGUCUAGGUGGCUUCUACAGAGGAUUGAGUGCAAGCUAUCUGGGCUCGAUUGAAACGGCCUUACACUUGGUGCUCUAUGAGCAGUUGAAAACUAGGCUCAAUCGGUCAUUAGAAGCUACCGAGGGGCCAAGGACUCCCUUCUGGAACGAAGUUUUCCACUGGGUUAGCACUAGCGGUGCUGCGUCUUCCGCUAAACUAGUAGCAGGUCUAAUCACAUAUCCUCAUGAGGUUAUCCGAACACGAUUGCGCCAGGCACCUAUGGAGCAUGGCCAGGCUAAGUACACAGGCCUGGUACAAUGUUUCCGUACAAUCGCUAAAGAAGAAGGUAUGGCGGGCUUGUACGGAGGCCUCGCUCCUCACAUGCUCCGUUCUUUACCAUCGGCCAUCAUUACCCUUGGCGUAUAUGAAUUCGUGCUGAGGAUUACUGGUGCUUAA
Penicillium digitatum Pd1 is the source of this 1050-nucleotide messenger RNA. RefSeq names its product putative mitochondrial carrier protein (Rim2). Gene Ontology annotation, biological process: pyrimidine nucleotide import into mitochondrion. The record is from RefSeq and is a predicted model, not a curated record. Gene Ontology annotation, molecular function: pyrimidine nucleotide transmembrane transporter activity. Lineage: Eukaryota; Fungi; Ascomycota; Eurotiomycetes; Eurotiales; Aspergillaceae. Gene Ontology annotation, cellular component: mitochondrion.